AUGGGGGACUCUACAACUCGGGUGCAUGGUCCUUUCUUGAUGGGCGAUAUGUAUCAGAUUAAGGAGAAAUUAGGGCAUUACUCAGAGAACCCUACAAAGUUUCUAGAUGGUUUUAUGUCUGUGACCAUGCAGUUUGAUCUUUCUUGGUCUGACUUGCAAGUUAUCCUUGGUAGCUGUUGGACCCCCGAUGAGAAAAAGCAGAUCAUAGACUUGGCUAUACAAGCUGGUGAUGAAUGCGCACAGGCUGUCACCUGGGCAGGAACCCUGGGCACCACAGAAGUACCCUCAGGCAAUCCCGGCUGGAAUUAUCACGACAGGGAGGAUAGAGCUCGGAGGGACCACAUGGUUACUUGUCUCAUUGAGGGUAUGAAAAGAGGGGUCAAGAAACAGGUCAAUUAUGAGAAAGUUAAGGAGAUAACACAGGGGUCUGACAAAAAUCCUGCUGUCUUCGCCAGCCAUUCAGUCCGACCACAUGCUCGGAUCCAGAAGACACCAGUGUUUCAGCCGAUUCAGAGGCCCUGGGACAAAUUCCUCUGGCGGGUGUCUGGUAUGUCGGCCCUAUUGCAGGAUGCCUAUGGCCAUGGCUUUACCUUCAUCUCUGUGGUUCUGCAAUUGUAUAAUCCUUCCUAUGUGCCUGAAAGUCCCAGAUUCCUGCUUAUCAAUAAAAUGGAAGAAGAACAGGCUUGAAAGAUUCUUGAGAAGUUAUGGGGCACUGAAGAUGUAGGGCAGGAUAUCCAGGAGAUGAAGAAUGAGAGUGCUAAAAUGGCACAAGAAAAGAAGCCAACUGUGCUGGACCUCUUUAGGUCACCAAAUUAUUGUCAACCCAUUAUCAUUGCCAUAAUGCUCCAGCUCUCUCAACAGCUUUCUGGAAUUAAUGCUGUAUUCUAUUAUUCUACAGGAAUCUUUACAGAUGUUGGUGUUAAAGAAGCAAUAUAUGCUACCAUUGGUGCUGGUGUAAUUAAUGUGAUAUUUACUAUAGUGUCUCUCUUUCCAGUGGAGCAAGCAGGAAGGAGGAUCCUUCACCUGGUAGGAUUGAGUGGAAUGACCUUCUGCUCUAUUCUUAUGAUUGUUGCCAUGUCUCUCAAGGAUUCUCAUAUUUGGAUGAGCUAUAUCUGUACUGGGGCCAUAUUUGGCUUUGUGGCCUUCUUUGAAAUUGGACCACGACCCAUUCCUUGGUUCGUUGUUGCUGAGCUCUUCAGUCAAGGCCCCCACCCAGCUGCUAUGGCUGUGUCUGGCUGUUCCAGCUGGACCUCUAACUUUCUUGUGGGGUUGCUCUUCCCUACAGCUGUGAAAUAUUUAGGAUCCAAUGUCUUUAUUAUCUUUACUUUCUUCCUCAUCUUCUUCUUUUUGUUCACCUUCUUCAAAGUCCCUGAGACCAAGGGCAGAAUUUUGGUGAAUAUUACCCAGGUCUUUGAGAGCAAGAGUCAGGGUUCCAUCAGCCCCACCUUAAUGGCAGAGAAAGGCCCCAUUGUGGAUAUGAACAGCAUUGAUCCAGCCAAGGACACAUCAUCUUCCACCCUCUAA
This is a messenger RNA of Dromiciops gliroides (monito del monte), 1524 nucleotides long. RefSeq names its product solute carrier family 2, facilitated glucose transporter member 3-like. Gene Ontology annotation, biological process: monosaccharide transmembrane transport; virion assembly. Gene Ontology annotation, cellular component: membrane. The transcript is spliced from 4 exons. NCBI's taxonomy places the organism in Eukaryota, Metazoa, Chordata, Mammalia, Microbiotheria, Microbiotheriidae. Gene Ontology annotation, molecular function: hexose transmembrane transporter activity. The record is from RefSeq and is a predicted model, not a curated record.